UCCAUGAUACUGAGAAGUUUGUGCAGCAUCCCAGCACAGACAACACGUACUCAACACUGCCUGCUGUAGCCUGUGCACGGCACCGCCUCUCCGUCUGUCAGACAGCGCCGAGGGCUCGAGUCGCCCCGCGCAGGGAAAAAAGGAAAACGAAGUUAACACGCUAGUAGCUUGUAGCCUAGCUAUGAAACCCUGCAACACUCACACCUAGCAGACACACACACGGCGCACACACUUUAACAGACUUGAACAGCUAGUUUACCGGAGCUGUUAUAACACAACCGGAUCAAAUGGUUUAUAACCCUGUGCAGCUAUGGGUGACAUGAAAACCCCAGAUUUUGAUGAUCUUCUGGCUGCCUUUGACAUCCCAGAUGCCACAGGGUUGGAUGCCAAAGAGCCCAUCCAGGGGAGUCACGAGGAGACCGAGAGUCAGCUGAAACACGCAGGGAUAUGUCUGGAUGAUAGCCUAUUGAGCAACCAAGCUGUCACGGCGGCAGCAGAUAUUCCAGUUGUGAGUGUUAUUGUGAAAAACACUAGCCGCCAGGAGUCGUUGGAAGGAUUUGGACCAGCAUUGCAAAAUGGAUUUCGGGGACAGGAGACCUCCAUUGACACUGUUGACACAUCCAACACUGGCUUUUCAAAAUCGUUUGUCUCUGCUCUGAACGGGGAGAGUUCAAGAGAGCUUCUCGGGAAGGCACCCAUUCAACACAAACCUGAUGGGACGCCAAUAUUUUCACAGUCACUUUCGCAUUUUAGUCCGAUCUCCAGUCCUGAGUCCGAAGACGCUCAGUGUAGUAGGGAUGAAAUGCAUCCAAAAGAAAGACCCUGUUUUCCAGAAGCAUCUGUUCUGGUGGAACCUUCAAUCCCAGACGAUCCCAAAAAACUGGACCUCAGCAUGUUUGACGAUUGUCCAAAGGAUAUCCCCAAGAGCACUCAGAGGAGUAGGACAGAAAGUAGCAGAAACGAGGAGCCCUCUGACAUCUGUGUCAGCAACGAAACCGACAAAACACAAACAAGAAUACGCAGUGCACUUCCCCCACCGAGCGGUAGCCAGAACUUUAUUGAGAACAACUGCAAUUCAGGAGCCUCAAUGAAUGUUCCCGCUUCUUAUCCACAUGUCAAAUCUCAGACAUCUAAAUUAUCCUCUUGCCUUGAGGCUCUGGUGGCUUUGAAUGCCAGAAAAGAUCCCAGAGAGGCAUCAGCCAUUCAGAAUGACUACAUGAAAGCAAGCCCCAAUGUGCCUAUAUCUCCACUAAGCCCCAGAAGUCCACUUGAAGCUGUGAAACGGUUAAUGAAACCCUCCGAUAGCCCUGUAAGCAUCUGCAGUGAUAGCAGUGGCAAGGCAUCCCCUGCAGUGGCGUCUGGGUCACCGCCUGCCAUACCCAGGGUCAGAAUUAAGACCAUCAAAACCACAUCUGGGCAGAUCAAACGCACGGUCACCAGUGUGUUGCCUGAUUCAGAAACAGAUGAGAUUCAUUCUGCAUAUGAAUCCUCUCCAUCACAGAGUAUUAUUAGUGAAGAUUCUUACGGUUAUAUGUCUCCACAUCAGUCACAAAGUGCAGCUGUUGAUAGCAUUGUUGGAAUACAAACUAAAGGUACCCCGGCUAGCACAUCUUCACUAAAAGUCGUACACAACAAAUCAGAGGCUAACUCCAGGAGAUCAGGCAUAACGCAGCCAGCAACAAUAUUCCAUAAUCCUAGUGGUCCUGGCAAACGAUCUGUUGCACAUCAGGGGCAGAAACCAAAGAGAGGAUCAGCCACGGGAGGCCAAACAACUAGCACAAACUUCCUUCCCAAAGCAAUGCACUUAGCUAGUCUGAAUCUGGUCCCUCACAGUGUUGCAGCUUCAGUGGCUGCACGGUCCACCUCUCAUCAACAAAGUCAACACGCACUCUCCUCAACGGUGUGCAGCACUGUCCCACUGGUGCAUCAAGUCAAAACAGCCAAAUCGUAUCCUCGCACGUCCACUCCCAACACAGCGGCAGGAACCUUAAACAGACUGUUGAACAAUGCCAACCCUGUGCCUACAUAUGUGCCCAACCUGAACCCCCCUGCGGAGAGCAAUAUCAACCUUCCACCACGCGGAUACUGCUGCCUCGAGUGUGGGGACUCCUUCGGGGUAGAGAGGAGUCUUGCGUAUCAUUACAGCAGGAGGAGUGUACACAUUGAAGUAGGAUGUACGCACUGUAGGAAGACGAUGGUGUUCUUCAACAAGUGUGCCUUGUUGGCACAUGCGCGAGAACACAAGAACAGCGGUGUGGUGAUGCAGUGCACACAGCUUCAUAUGAAACCCAUUGCAGAGGAUCAAAUGUUUGUACCCCUGAGUACUGAACCUGUGAACGCGGACUCUUACACCUCACCAUCACCCUCCUCUAAAAACCAACCCGUCCUGCCCCUGUAUCCAGACAAUGUCAUUCGCCACCGACUCCGUUGCCUGGAGUGUAACAAACAGUUACCUGACUACAAAGCACUUGCAGGCCAUUACCAGAGGCCGUCAGAAGAUGUGGAAGGACUAACGUGUAAGGUGUGCUCAAUGCUGUUACCCAACAAAUGCAGCUUCAGAGCUCAUGAACGUAUCCACGCACACAAGUCCCCUUACUGCUGUCCUGAGUGUGGCGCCCUGAGUCGCUCUGCGGACAUACAGAAACAUGUCAAGGAAAACUGUCUGCACUACGCUCGCAAGGCUUGGUACAAAUGUCUUCACUGUGAUAUGGUUUUCAAGACCCUUCAAGGACAAAAGACCCACAUUGAGGAGAAACACUGUAAAGUCUUUUACAAGUGCUCCGUCUGUCCCGUUGCCUUCAUGACUGCUGACAGCUGUGAAGUGCAUUUAAAAAAUAAACACCGUGCUAGCAAAAUAUCGCCGCUGUUAAUCUUUAAGUGUUCGUGUGAAACAGUGUUCAAGAAAAAGCAGUUACUGUUUCAGCAUUUUCAUCAGAAUGCCAACAAGCGUGUUACGUGUAUAUUCAAGUGUCCUGAAUGCAACUCUGUCUUUCCACAAAAGCAGCUGUUAAUGCAGCACUUCAAGAGUGUUCACGUAGGAAACAUGACAGCAGAAAUCGAGAAGAGCAGUAAACAAACAGACAGUACCGACCGGCACCAGGAUGCUCAUUCCGUCCCACAACAGAAGAGCUGCAGCCCUGUUAAGCACACAGACAGUCCCAGAAAAAAGCCUGAGCAGGACAGCAGACCUCGUGUGAAGCCCACCGGCUGGACGUGUGGCGAGUGUCUCCAGUGGUUCCCUGAACGAGACUCCUAUGUUUCUCAUGUAAAGACCAAUCAUGGAAAGUCAAUGAAGAAGUAUCCAUGUCGACAUUGUGAGCAGUCUUUCAACUCUGCAACCAGUCUAAGAAGACACAUACGCAGUGACCACGAUGGAAAAAAGAAAAUUUAUACUUGCUGGUAUUGCACAGACACCAAGACAAUAUUCACGACGAGUGUUAUGUUGAAGAACCACAUCAGUCUCAUGCACGGAAUAAAAAAUCCUGAUCUCGGCCAAAUGCCAAAAACAGCCAUCCAGGAAUCAAAAAAGGCUUCGGGCAAGCGGCUUUUAUCAGAAAGACCUGCCGUGGACAUACAAGCGAAGGAGCAGGAUCGUGCUUUCAGUGUCGAGGCUCUGUCAGCGAAGCGUCUGAAAACUCAGUUCCGCUGUUCAAAGUGUGGUUUUAGCACAGACGACAGCACACAGUUCCAGCAGCAUAUACCACAGCAUAAAACGGACGAAAACACUCCUCAGUGCCUUCACUGUGGCCUGUGUUUCACCUCCGUGCUGUCUCUCAACAGACAUCUUUUCAUUGUGCACAAAGUCAAAGAAGAGGAGAAAGAAAAAGGGGAAGAGCGUGAGGUGGAGGCAGAAGUUAGGGAGAUGGAACAGGAUAAUCAGCCAGUUAGAUCAGCAGAUACUGACGAGGUCAAUGACUUGUUACCGGAGCUUAAUGAACCUGAGCCCUCACAGGCAGAAGAGUCAGCAAGUCUGUGCUGUGACAAGAUCGUGGACUGUAAUUUAAAACUGAGCACUCACUCUCAAACACAAGCAGUCUCUCUCCGGUAGUGAGAGCCACCUUAACACCUCCUUAAAGCUGCUUUAAAGGGAAAAAAAUUACUGUUCUCUACCAACUUUGUGUACUUACAGUGCGGGGAGCAUGUGCAAACGAACAAUCUUUAACUUCCCUCCAUGUUGUCUGCAUCAAAAGCCUCCUGCUUAAUUUAAAAAUGUGGAAGUACAAUCUGUAGUUAGACAACAGUCUAACAGAGCAGGGAGCUCUGUUAAACAUUGUUUAUUUGCAUAUACUACCUAUAUUGUACUCAUACAAAGCUGGUUGAAAAUACAUUACACUAUUUUCCUUUUAAUAUCUUCAGUUUUCAUGUGAAAGUAAUGGGAUGCUUGAUGUUCUGCAUGGAGGUGGUGCAACUUGUUUGGGCGUUUCUUUUUUAAAUUUCUCUCGUUAUUCGGAGGUUGUGCAGUAUAUUUAAGCAGAUCCUUAACAAUUAGUAAUGUCAGUAUUUUCCUAAGUGAGAAUACAAAUUAAUAUUCAUUCAUUGCAUUUGUUUUUAUUUAACUUUGCAUGUUGGUAAUGUAUUCAUCUUCCCUUCAGACAUACGUGCACACAUAUUACAGAAGCUUUUUAUUUCUAUUUCUUUCUUUCUUUUUCAAAUGUUUUCAUCCAGCCUGACAGACGUAGGUCUGUUUAGUUUUUAGGUCUGGUAUUGUAACAGUGAACGUGGUGUUUGUAAUCACCGGUCAUUUUAUUUCUUACAUGUUGUCUGAAUAUUUAAUGCUACACACUAUUUCCUUAAGGGAUUCAGUUUUUAUGAAAUGAAUGCGUUGCAAUUAAUUUGCAGUACAAAGCUUGAAACGUAGUCACCAUUUAUUACACAUCAUAGCAUCGUUCAGUAUUAAUUUAAAAAGCUGUAUUUCCUUAUUCUUUUCAGUUAUUUAAAAAAAAAAAAAAAGACAUCCUGUGAGAUCAGACACAGCUGAAUUGUCUCGGCUGAACAAAGCCUUCUUAACUUAGGCUACACAAAAGAGUUUCUUUUGACUAUUUAAGCAUUCUGCAAUGCUUUUGUUUUUAUGUUUAUGGAACAUGUUGUCCCAGAUCUGGCCUUCCUUUAUUGUAUUAUUUUCUUAAUGAUUUGUCUUUCUUUUCUCUUUUUUUUAAUGAGUGUUUAUGGGAAACAUGGAGAGGUAUUGGAUGUGUGGUGCAACAGUAUUGAAAAUACCUCAAUUUGCCAGAAGUGUAUUUUUCAGGCAAGUGGACAGUCAAUGUUAUGUCAAAUCAGGGUACAUUGUUUUGGAUAAUCCAGAGCAGGUUUGAAAGUGAAGUUUUGUCAGCAUAUCGAAGAUGAUGUUUUAUAAAUCAGGACCUGCUGACAUGAAGUCAUUAUAAUAAUACUAAUAUGAUCAGAGGGAUUUGUUAAAUCGAUAAUAAAUUGAGUAAAUAGAUUUGUGAGCUUGUUGCUCAUAAUGGUGGCUACUUCUCGUCCGCAGGUCUAGAUUUGUAAAGCAGCACUUCUUGUUUUGUAUUGAAUUCACGACAGUUCCUACCUCCGUGGUUUAUGGCAGUGAUUGUUAAAAGUUGAAAGUGUUUGAGGAGUUGCAGGUGAUCUCAGUGCAAUGUAAAAAAAAUUAGUAAAUGUGUAUAAUCCCACAUUAUUAAAUUUUAUAAAUUAUUUUGGGAAAGAAAUUAAGACUAUGUGGUCAUAUUGACUUGACUUGGCAAGUGAACUUUUUCUAUUCUAUUUAAGUGCUAUAUGAGCUCUUUAUUUCUCUGUUGUCUACAGUCCUUAAAUCACAACACUGCAGCUGUUAAACUGCAGGCUACAAAGAAUGACUUGUUCUUUUGUAAUGCUCGUUGAAAGAUAUUUGUACUUUUGAUACUGUGUACAGUGAGGACUUGUAUAGGAAAGUAACCUGUGUACAUACAGUAGCCAAUGAACCCUGGAUUCACAGCAUUUCUUAAGCCAUUACAUCUAUUCAGCAUGCAGUGGCCCAUGUGCCUUGCUGUAAUGUUUACGUAAAGUACUUACAAAAUAAAUUGGUGCAGUUAAUUAUA
Messenger RNA from Larimichthys crocea (large yellow croaker), 6050 nucleotides. RefSeq names its product zinc finger protein 592 (gene znf592). The transcript is spliced from 9 exons. The coding region runs from base 311 to 4048 and encodes 1245 amino acids. Lineage: Eukaryota; Metazoa; Chordata; Actinopteri; Sciaenidae. The record is from RefSeq and is a predicted model, not a curated record.